This is a messenger RNA of Pyrus x bretschneideri (Chinese white pear), 2963 nucleotides long. Its product is annotated as probable leucine-rich repeat receptor-like protein kinase At1g35710. Gene Ontology annotation, molecular function: protein binding; ATP binding; protein kinase activity. The coding region runs from base 468 to 2813 and encodes 781 amino acids. Gene Ontology annotation, cellular component: plasma membrane. The record is from RefSeq and is a predicted model, not a curated record. NCBI's taxonomy places the organism in Eukaryota, Viridiplantae, Streptophyta, Magnoliopsida, Rosales, Rosaceae. Gene Ontology annotation, biological process: protein phosphorylation; hormone-mediated signaling pathway. The transcript has 2 exons.
GGGAGAAGCACUUUCAAGUGUUUUAUAAGGAAACACAAUGCUUGUAUUUUCAAUUGAAAUUUCAACAUGUUUGUAGCAAAAGCGUUUACGAGCAAAGGUGCUUUGUACAUACAUAGAAACAAGUGGACCCUUAUGAUCAAGAAUUGAGUGUAGGGAUGAAAACAAAACAAAACCCAGCAUUUGCAUUUUCAGUGCUUUUUUCCUGUUUUUCCUUUAACUUUUUACCCAAGGCACUGCACUGAAGCAGCUCCCGCCAUUUUUGAGAAUCAUGGUUAAAAAAAAAAUCUGUGGGAACAAAAGAGUGCUUAGUCAACAAGGCAACGCGUUGAUUUGAAACUUGAAAGUAAUAGCACUCUAAUUUGUGGACAAGUAAUUAGCUACGCGUCAACGCAAACCAGUCAACUGAAUGAUAAACUAACCUGUUCUUUUCUGUUUCAACUUUCCAUACAACUGUAGGCUGGAAGAAGAUGCAUCUCUCUCUUCCUUUUCGUUUCAUCCCCACCUUGGUGGUUGCAACGGCAGUUGCAUUAGCGGUGGCGACGGUAUCAUCCCAGUCGCAGCAGCCAUGGUCACUAGAACUGGAAGCCCGGGCUCUGCUUGCCAGCGGGUGGUGGAGUGGCUACACCAACCAUCUCUGCGAGUGGCCCGGCAUUACUUGCAACACUGCCGGAAGCAUCACGGAGAUUUCGCUGCCACCUGAUCUCCAGUUGGGGGACGAUGGCAAUUUUGGAAAAUUCAACUUCUCUUGCUUUCCAAACAUUGUUCGUCUUCGGCUUCAUGCAAGAGGACUCAAGGGCAGCAUUCCAUCUGAAAUAGGUACUCUUUCCAAGCUCAACUACCUUGACCUUUCUUACAAUCAAAUUACUGGUUAUAUCCCUUCAAGUCUUUGGAACUUGAAAAACUUGGUCACCCUGCAACUAUCAGCAAACAGGCUCACUGGUCCAAUUCCCGCCACCAUUGGCCGUUUAACUAGUUUGAAAUCUCUGUCCCUCGAAUGGAACCAGAUCAACGGUUCCAUCCCUUUCGAAAUAGGGGAUUUGAACAACUUGGAACAUUUGGAUUUUAGUGCUAACAGUCUCACCGGUUCAAUUCCUCCGUCUCUAAGUCAUCUAGUCAAGCUCAAGGCACUAAACCUGUCCAUGAACAAGAUAUCCGGAGUCAUACCUCAUGAGCUUUCUCAGUUAACACAAUUACAGUAUCUUGUUCUUUCGUCAAACCAAAUUUCGGGUAACAUAAUACCUGAAAUCGGAUCACUUUUCAAUCUUUUGGUUCUAGACCUUUCCAGUAACAGUCUAAUAGGAUCGAUCCCAACUGAUCUUGGGAAUUGCUCGAAGUUACAACUCUUGUUAUUGAGCCGCAACUUUUUAACUGGGAGUAUUCCCGCUCGGAUUGGUUACCUCUCUGCACUGACUAGUAUUGACCUCAGCCAUAACUCACUACGAGGAAAAGUACCUUCUGAGCUUGGGAGCCUGAGGAAUUCGUUGGAAUAUUUAGACCUCAGCCACAAUAAACUCACUGGUACCAUUCCCCCUUCUUUCAAUUUGUUGCACAGAGCUCGUCGACUCAGUUUGUCAAACAAUUCCUUGAAGGGUCAUAUCCCAACUGAUCUCCAGCAUUCGUUUCCACCUGAUGUAUUUGUCAGCGGCAACAAUGAUUCAUUUGGUGACUCGAUAGGAACCAGGUCCAGCAGCAAGAACUUGGUCCUCGUGAAAAUCUUGGUUCCCGGAAUUCUUUUAGCUUUCCUCAUUCUUGGUUAUUUUGUUUUUCCUCGAUGUUUAUUACUUCGGAAAAACAAGUCCGGUGGAGUAACAAAGAACGGAGAUUUAUUCUCGAUAUGGAACUUUGAUGGAAAAAUCGCAUACAAGGAUAUCACGAAAGCAACAGAGGACUUUGACAUAAAAUACUGUAUUGGGAGCGGAGCUUAUGGCAGUGUUUACAAAGCACAGCUACCAAGCGGAAAAGUAGUAGCCUUGAAGAAGCUCCACCACUGGGAAGCUGGGGAACCAGCUCUCUUCAAGAGUUUCAAGAAUGAAGCAAGAAUGCUGUCAAAAAUCCGACAUCGAAACAUUGUGAAGCUUCUUGGGUUUUGCUUGCACAGGCGUUGUAUGUUCUUGGUGUAUGAAUACAAGGAAAGGGGAAGCUUGUUCAGUGUUCUGGGCAAUGAUGUUGAAGCUGCAGAUUUGGAUUGGACCAAGAGGUUACAUAUCAUCGAAGGCGUAGCGCAUGCGUUGUCAUACAUGCAUCACAACUGCACCCUACCGAUCAUUCACCGAAGCGUGAGUAGCAGCAAUGUUCUUCUCAACUCGGACAUGGUGGCUUCUUUAUCCGACUUUGGCACAGCACGGCUCUUAUAUCCUCAUUUGCGUAAUCGAACAAUAAUACUUGCCGGCACUCCGGUAUACAUUGCACCAGAACUUGCACACACAUUUGCCGUGACUGAAAAAUGCGAUGUUUAUGGUUUUGGAGUGCUCACUCUGGAAAUAAUCAUGGGAAGACAUCCAGGAGAACUUCUUUCCUUGAUCUCCGCAUCUUCCUCACAGUCCUCAAAGUCGCCAUCGCUUCUACAAAUGACGUUGGAAGAUGUAUUGGAUCCACGGCUCUCUCCUCCCAGCAAUCGACAAACAGCUUCUGGUGUGGUUAUGGUUAUGACAUUGGCGUUGGGAUGCUUGCGCACCAAACCAAAAUCUCGUCCAACGAUGGAACAAGUAACGAAGGAGCUUCUUGUUCGUAGACCUCAGUUGCCCAAGCCUCUUGAUUCGAUUUCGCUACAGGAACUUACGAACCAAGAAAUUUAUCAGGUGGAAAAGAAAUAGGAGAACCGUGUGUAAUUCACUUCGCACCGUUGAGCAAUCCAUCGAAAAACAACACUCUUUCAUUCAUUCGCAGAUAGAACCCGAAGACUUUAUUUAUUUGUACUUGCAAUUUAGUAAACAAAGUAAUGCCGUCGUUUUUACAUCGUCUCA